AUGGACAUAAAUGGUUCCACACCUUUACACUAUGCCAUAAACGUGCCUUCAUGUCAUAUGAUGAAAAUGCUGAUUGAAGAGGACGCUAGUGUGAAUGCACCAAAUAAAAGUGGAACUGUACCUAUCCACAUUGCCAUGACAUGGAAUGAUGAAGAUAUGAGUUUCUUUGACUUGCUACAUAAAAGUGGAGCAGAUAUUGAAGCGACCGACUUUAAUGGAUCUACCGUAGCACACUAUGCCGCUUGGUAUCCAGCCGGAGGAUAUCCUUACUGUGUAGAAUUCCUGCGAAACUUGGUUAACCUUAAGCGAAAGGACAUGCAAGGAAAUACUGCUGUUAGUCUUGCAAAAUUUAUUGGUAACCAUCAGUUUGUUGAGCUGUUGGAAUGUGAUGAUGAGAGUGCAGAUGAUAGUAGCAGUAGUGAGGGACAGCCUUCCGAAAUGAAUGAGGAAAUUGAGAAGAGCAAUGGAAGUGAUCAAGAGAAUACUUCACUAGAAGAGGAUGAAGCUGAUGACAGCGACAUAGAUAUUGAUCUAUUCACACCAAUCAAAGAGGAGGAAAUUCCACAAUUCAUAGAACAGUUUAAAUUGUUUAAUGGAAAUACUCUCAAUCGUGUCAUAGAAAACCCAUAUUUUGAUAAAAUUGCAUAUUCACGAGAAGUCCACUAUAUCCAGAAUUCUACAGUGUAUAGAUGA
Messenger RNA from Anneissia japonica, 693 nucleotides. RefSeq names its product putative ankyrin repeat protein RF_0381. The coding region runs from base 1 to 693 and encodes 230 amino acids. The transcript has a single exon. Gene Ontology annotation, molecular function: protein binding. The record is from RefSeq and is a predicted model, not a curated record. NCBI's taxonomy places the organism in Eukaryota, Metazoa, Echinodermata, Crinoidea, Comatulida, Comatulidae.